UUCCCGCAUGGAAAAAUGCCCCAGCGGGUGCCCCCGGCCUGGCACUCGGACAUGCAGCUGCCCGGGAAGCUGCUCCUGUCGGCGGCCGCGCUGCUGCUCCUGUCCCUGGCCUUCAGGUUUUAUAGGAACCGCUCGCCUCCCCCGGGAAAAAUCCCGCCGGGAGAGCGGCGGGAAAGCCGGGAUGGGGAUGGGGAAAACCGGGAUGGGGAUCUGAGGAGGAGGAGGGAUGGCGGCGACAAAUCUGGGAAUGGCCUCGGGAUGCGGCACGCGGCUCUCCGGGGGGAGAAGAGUUUUCCAAGGAGUGAGGAGGAGGAGGAGGAAGGAGAGGAGGUGGGUUCGGAGCUAGCCAUGAUUCCCAGGAAAGCCCCGCUCCGUCCGGCCGGGACAGGGAGGGAGGUGGGAACUAAAGUGGGAUGGAAAUUGGGAAUUAAUUCAGAAAGCGAAGCAGGGGUUGAGCUGGGGAACGAUCCAGGGAGCAGGACGGGAAGCGAGCUGGGAAAAGAGCCGGGAAUCAAGUCGGGAAGCAGGCUGGGAAUCAAGCCGGGAAAUAAUCCAGGAAGGAAGCCAGGAAGUGAGCCAGAAUUGGUAACGAAGCCAGGAAAUGAGUCGGGAAGUGAGCAGGCAAACGAGCCGGGAAUCGAGCUGGGAAAUAAAUUGGGAAUGAAGUCAGGAAUGGAGCUGGGAAGUGAGAAGGGAAGCGAACCAGGAGGCAAAGUGGGAAGUGAGCUGGGAGGUAAGGCAGGGAUACAGCUGAGACGCGGGCCGGGAGUUCUGCUGGGAGGCAAGGCAGGAGUGGAGGUGGGAAUUUCUCCGGAAAGUGAGCUGGGAGGCAAGGCAGGAGUGGAGGUGGGAAUUUCUCCGGAAAGUGAGCUGGGAGGCAAGGCAGGAGUGGAGGUGGGAAUUUCUCCGGAAAGUGAGCUGGGAGGCAAGGCAGGAGUGGAGGUGGGAAUUUCUCCGGAAAGUGAGCUGGGAGGCAAGGCAGGAGUGGAGGUGGGAAUUUCUCCGGAAAGUGAGCUGGGAGGCAAGGCAGGAGUGGAGGUGGGAAUUUCUCUGGAAAGUGAGCUGGGAGGCAAGGCAGGAGUGGAGGUGGGAAGUGAGCUGGGCUCUCACGACCCCGGGGCCGAGGCCGCAGCCCGGGGCCGCCCCGCGGAGAGGGACAGGGACGCGCCUGCCCCGAGCUCCGCGGGUUCCCCGGGGAUUUGCGAUGCCCGGGCUGAGGGGGAUGGAUGCGCGCAGAGCGCGGAGCAGGAUCCGGCUGGAGCCGGGAGGAGCAGCCAGGGCAGCUCGGGCACCGUCCGGAGCCUCAGCGUCACCUCCAGCCUGGGGCUGCUGCUGGCGGCGAGCGAGGCGGGCUCGGACACCUCCUACUGCUUCUCCUCGGUGGCCAAGAUCCAGGUGGAGGAGAACUUCAUCCCGGAGCGCCGCGACAAGGACAGGGACAGCUCGCCCGGGCCUGGCCUGCGGGGCAAAGUCUACGACUACUUCGUGCAGUCCGUCUCCGAGUCGGUGUCCAGGCGGACGUCCCUGCCCUUCGUCCCCGCGGGGACAUCCCAGAACCGAGGGGAGCGGGGCCAGGCAGAGCCGCAGAGCUCCGGAACCCAGGGGGAGAAUCCAGCUUUGGGAAUUCCUGAUCCCAACACCUCCGGAGCUGCCGAGGAGGCCAUGGAGAGCCCUCCCGAGCCGCCUUCCCCCGGCUGGAGCGGCAGCACCCUCGGGAUCGCCCCCCGGCUGCCCGGUGGGGCUCCAGCCGCGGCUCCUGAGCCCUCCCAGGGGUCUCCACCCGCCCGGGUGCACUUGGGGAACUGCUCCGAGGUUCUGCGCUCGGCCAAGGCGCGGCAGCUGCGGGGCCUGCAGGAC
Messenger RNA from Ficedula albicollis (Collared flycatcher), 1857 nucleotides. Its product is annotated as kelch domain-containing protein 7A-like. The transcript has 2 exons. The annotation marks the transcript as partial. The record is from RefSeq and is a predicted model, not a curated record. Lineage: Eukaryota; Metazoa; Chordata; Aves; Passeriformes; Muscicapidae.